CUUCCGUCGUAGAUCGCAAGAGGCCCCGGCCCUUCCAAAAUUGUCACUUUCUCCCUUCUCAGCUCUCAACAUCCCUCAUGACUCACGCUGUGUAACGGGAGACGUUUCCCUGGAAUGAAGGGCCUGUGCUUGUGUUUAUCAUAUACUAGGCCUUGCACGCCCACUUAUCACCACGUGGGGGAUCGUCGUCCUGGGUAGCUAAGCUGAUCUCACGCCAGAAUGUCAGACUUUGGUGAGAAGGUGAAAUGGAAGAGGGCGAGGGCGCCCAAAGUGAGAUCUGGCUGUAGAACUUGCAAAAUCCGGCAUCUCAAAUGCGAUGAACGAAAACCCACGUGUUUCAGAUGUGAAAAGGACAAGCGGACGUGCGACGGCUAUAUCGCUCCCCCAGAAAGCAAACCAAAGACAAAAUCUCUCGCUCUUCACAGAAAACAGUAUGACCUCAUGUCCCGCCGCCUCGCGACAGCCUCAAAGCUUCUCGUCCCAGCAGCUUUAUCCCCAGAGACAUUCGGUUCAACGAUAGAGUUGGACCUCUGCCACCACUUCCGCACAUACACGGCAUCAGAACUCGCGAGCUCACUUAACGCGAUGAAUUUCUGGCACGCUUAUGCGUUGCCGCUCAGCCAGACUUCAAAACCCGUCAAGGCUGCCAUUGGGGCGUUGGGAGGGGCGCACAAGGCGUUCAAGCUUCAGACCCAGACUGACUCGCUAACGCAAUCCCUUGCUCAAUCUUACGAAAUCGCAUCUAUUCAGCAGUACAACAAUGCUAUUCGAGUAAUGCAAGAGUAUAUGAACUCACCUGACAAAGACUUUCAGGUUAUUCUAACAUGUUGUUUAAUAUUUAUCUGCACAGAGAGUCUUUACGGGCGUUACAAGAACGUUACGCGGCAUUUGGAAGCGGCAUUCUCGCUAUUGAACGCCUGUGAUCGAUGGGAUCUGGCGAAGUUUAUGGAAAACAUUGGCCCUUCGUUGUGCGGCCUGGCCUCUGACCUAUUCUUCUACGUGGGGGACAACCAUUCCCCCAAGCUUGUCUCGGAGAUUACGGAAUGGGCUGAUAAGCAGGAUCCGAUUGAUCUAGAAGUACCAGGCGAACCUUUUACUUCUGCACAGGCUGCAGCUGCGGCACUGACACACGUCGAGACGCUUUGCGAUGUGGAGAUGUACGGCGAGUGCCUAGAUUGCUCAGAUGGGAAGCUAUGCGGCGAUGGCGGGGUUUCAUGCGCACAACGAGAUAGAGAGUUAGUCUCAGAAGCAUUCUACCAUCACUGGAGCGCACGAUAUCAAGCUUUCAGAAAGACAUUUGAUCCAUCCAAGGCCUCAGAGUCAGAGCUGUUUCGCUUCAAAGUACUCGAGUGCGAAGAGACGACAUGGCAGGCGACUUUCAAGCUCAACCACAUCGACGACGACCUCGAAACAGCAGAUUGUAUCGAGAUACUGAAGAAGGCGGAAGAGGUCAUCAAGAUGACGCAAAGCGACAAGGGUCAGAUCUUUACAUUCCAGGCGAAUCUGGUCCCUCCAAUAUCCUACGUUAUAAUAUCAUGCCAGGACACGAGCGUGCAAUGGGAGGCGGUGAGGCUUCUAAGGUGUUUGGGGAGACGGGAGGGCGUUUGGGAUAGUAGGAGGAUGGCGGAUAUUUACACGAAUAUGAUUAACGCAAGAGCACAGAAGUUACUGACGUGGGAGGAAAUUCCGGCCGAUGUGCCACAGCUGACUGAGCUCCUUGGGUCGCUGAAGAUGUGAGGGCGUUAUUACAACAGCAAUAGACAGAGUCAAAAUAAUAGACUUGUACACCACAUACCUCCACAACCAUGCCAAGUUAUCUCGUUCGGCAACUUCAAGCCGACUAUUUGGCCGUUGGCAGUAUUGGUUAGGCAGUGGAAAAGAUGGCUUUACUCCUCCGAUUGAAGCCAAAGGAGCGCAGAGACUCAGAUUACCAAUAGACUAGCACUGCUGUAGCAGGCAGCUGUUACAUAAUGAUGACACAAGGACUGGUAAAGUUAACAAG
Messenger RNA from Fusarium verticillioides 7600, 2002 nucleotides. RefSeq lists its product as hypothetical. The coding region runs from base 220 to 1737 and encodes 505 amino acids. The transcript has 3 exons. Gene Ontology annotation, biological process: regulation of DNA-templated transcription. The record is from RefSeq and is a predicted model, not a curated record. Gene Ontology annotation, molecular function: DNA-binding transcription factor activity, RNA polymerase II-specific; zinc ion binding. NCBI's taxonomy places the organism in Eukaryota, Fungi, Ascomycota, Sordariomycetes, Hypocreales, Nectriaceae.